Molecule: messenger RNA, 1378 nt
Organism: Hyalella azteca
Lineage: Eukaryota; Metazoa; Arthropoda; Malacostraca; Amphipoda; Hyalellidae
Product: glycine receptor subunit alpha-2-like
Exons: 5
Coding region: 1-1263 (420 amino acids)
Biological process (GO): signal transduction; regulation of membrane potential; nervous system process
Cellular component (GO): membrane; synapse; neuron projection
Molecular function (GO): extracellular ligand-gated monoatomic ion channel activity; transmembrane signaling receptor activity; neurotransmitter receptor activity
Source: RefSeq, a predicted model, not a curated record
AUGGCGGUGGCGCGACACUCGGACCGGGAGAGUCCUCGCAACACUCCUGGUCACCGGCUACAGAUAUCCUAUUGGUACAGAUAUCCUGUUGGUACAGAUAUCCUAUCGGCUAGCAUUCCACCGCGAAACGCAGCCGGCGACUUGGCUAUCUCUGCAGAUAUUUCGAUACACAACAUCUUUGUCGACACGCAGUCCAUGAUCCUAGCAACGACGUUUAAUCUUACUCUGGAGUGGUACGAGUCGAGGGCGACGUUCAGGAAUCUCAAGAAUGACACCAGCCUCAAUGUCGUCACUCGCAACGUCAGCAUUUGGUUCCCAACCAUUGCUUUCGUCAAUACAAACGAUCACAGCUUCAACCAGAUUGACGAGAAAAUGUCAACUUAUGUCAAAAGACAAGAGAAGUCAUCUGAAAGAGAUAACAGUUUGGCAGAAGAGGUGGAGCUGUACCCUGGCUCAACAAACAGUAUCCUGAACCACCGGCAAUACCAGGCGUCGUUCACAUGCGACUUCGACUUCACGCUGUACCCGUUCGACCGUCAGACGUGUAGCAUGGUUUUCGAGCUGCGGGAUGCCUGCUGUACAUACUUCCAUCUCGCCACUUCGGCAGCGUCAUACCAGGGCGCCAAGCUUCUCAUGGAGUACGAAGUGGGUGAUGUCAAGCUCGUGCAAGAUUCGCCGACCUCGUUCGUGGUGCUGGUGCCGCUGACACGUCUGCACGGCUACGCCUUCAUCAACAUCUACACGCCGUCGUUGACGAUGCUCUUCAUUGCUUUUAUGACGCUCUUCUUCAGACGCCGUUUUUUCGACUCCCGCGUCAUGACCGCCCUCACUACCCUACUCGUCAUGGCAACUCUCUUCUCGCAGACGUCCGCAGCUUUACCCAAAACAUCGUACUUCAAGAUGGUCGACGUUUGGCUGCUUUUCUGCAUCUUCACGACGUUUAUAGUAAUUGUUUUCCACGUGCUGGUAGAGAGGAGUGAUGUUGGACUCCCUUCGACCAUGAGUGAUUCGGGAGAGAAUAACACAAAGACUAUGGGAGCAUCGAGGACGAAACAUUUGAAAUUCUCUCAUAAAACAAAUGGGACUGAAUUACCAGUUAAGGAAGCAUGGCAAUAUCAUUGUUUCCACGAGCUAAAACACAGCGACAGUGGCUGUACCAUGUCGCCGCAGGCUCUGGAGUUGGUGAGUCGGUUGGCGAUAUCAGCGGUGAUGGUCGUCUUCAAUCUCAUGUAUUGGUCCAUAAUUUAUACAAAGUAUGGUUAGCUCGAUCAGUUAACUGCGUUUAUCUUUUCAUAAAAGUACUAAAUGUGCAUAAACUCAAGACCAAGACAAAGCCAAAAAAUUAUAUCAGUACUUGUAGCGACUUGAAUUUAUAUCU